CCCUGAAUGAACUUGGUUCUCGGCCCCAAUGAUUGGGGUUGCCUAUUGCGCGUCGCAUGGAGCUGUGAGAGCAAGCUGGCAAGCUGGCAAGCUCCACGACGUGGUGACACAGACCACAGUCCAUCUACAUGAGUGGGGGUGAUUUAGAAGCGAGAUUCUUACCGCUAUUUAUCCAAAAACCACCAGCCCCGUCGACUUGCUCGGCGCAAGUUGUACAGAAAUUUCAGCAACCGACCGAGAGCGGUUCAGCUAUGCAAGGAAAUGGAUAUCAUCGCGGAGCUCAAAAGGCUCCCUCCGGCGGGAGUCGUCGUAGCAUGCGUCGCUGUCGGGUGGUAUCUUAGCCUCUUUGUCUACCGACUACAUCUCCACCCACUCGCUAAGUUCCCGGGUCCCAAGCUGGCGGCACUGAGUAAAUGGUACGAGUUCCACUAUGAAGUGGUGCAGAGGGGCCAGUUCAGUCGCCAUAUUUCGGAGCUCCAUGAGAAAUAUGGUCCUGUGGUGCGCAUUACUCCCCAUGAGCUUCACGUUAAAGACAGUAGCCUCUGGGACACGUUGUAUGCGAAGCACCCAAAGACCGACAAGUAUGCAUGGAUGAAUGGUCGGUUCGGCAACCAUGGUUCGAUCUUCACUACGUCGGAUCAGGCUCUGCACCGACUUCGCCGCAGCGCACUGAACCCAAUGUUCUCUAAACGAGCAAUUGGCCAGUUUGAGCCAUUUGUUCGGGGAAAGGUCGAUUUCUUCUGCGACAGAAUCGCGAAAUACAAAGGCACCGGCGAGGUAUUGGCCGUCAACAAACUCUGGAACGCCUAUGCGGGCGAUGUGAUCACAGAGUAUUCAUUUGGAUUCAACUACGAUCACUUGGCAUCAGAAGAUUUCAAGGAGACCUUCCACGAUGCGUUCAUGGCCGUCAGCGAGUUUGGGCACAUUGCCUUGCAGUUCCCCUGGGUUACACCUCUGUUGAACAUGUUGCCGGAUGAUAUGGUGCAGAAAAUGAAUCCGCCACUCGAGAAGCUACUGCAGCUCCAGCGCGAUCUCCAGAAAACCAUCUUCCGCAUCGGUCAGGAGAGAGAUCAGAUGGACAAGCAACCGAAGCAGCCGACAAUCUUCCACGAGAUCUUGCAGUCCGAUCUUCCUUCGCAGGAGAAGAUGCUGAAGCGGCUAGGAGACGAAGCGCAGACGAUCAUCGGUGCCGGUCUCACGACCACGGCCUGGGCUCUCACCAACAUCAUGUAUUAUGUCCUCGCAGACACACAAAUCCAUGCCACCCUCCGCAAAGAGCUUCACGACGCCGUGCCUGACCUCUCCUCCCCAGAUGCGUUGAGCUUCCAGAAACUAGAGCAGCUGCCGUUCCUGCGAGCCUGCAUCCGAGAAGGCAUCCGUCUGUCGCACGGGGUGACGGCGCGGAAUCCCCGAGUCCUCAGCGUGCCAUUGACCUAUGACGAAUGGACGAUCCCGCCGCAGACUCCCGUGUCCAUGACCAUCACAGACGUGCAUUUUGACCCGGAGAUUUAUCCGAAUCCAACCGAGUUCGUGCCUGACCGGUGGAUGAGCAAUCCCAAGGCACAGGACGGGAACUCGCUGGACAGGUACUUUGUUGCCUUCGGGAAAGGGCCGAGGCUCUGUUUGGGCAUCAAUUUGGCGUAUUUGGAGCUCUUCACAGCGAUUGGAUCAAUCUUUCGGCGUUUCCGCUUCGAGCUUUACGAAACGGACCUCUCUGAUGUUAUCAUUGUGCACGAUUUCUUCUUGCCAAGUCCGAAGCUUGACUCAAAGGGAGUUCGAGUGAAGGUUGUCAAUGUAGAGAGCUAGGAUCCAUUUUCCUUGCCAGUAGGCUCACAUCACCUCAUAUUUCAAUAUCGGAUUCAUCAAAUUCUGCCAUCAUGUGCUCUCGGCAUGUGUACACCAAAUCAUACGUCAACCGCACGCCUACUCCAAAACAUGUCAUAACCACGUACGGCUCCUAGCCUCUUUGCGUCCGAGACAACUGCGUGGGAUACAAGGACGUCCAUUUCGCCAAAGUCUACAAAAAGUGUGGUACUUGCCAGAAGUCCCGAAAGGAAGAAGGGAGCUUCUGUUGUGAUAUGAUCACAUGGGUUUGAUCUCGUUAGAGAGGAACAUCAGUCUCAGUAGAGUAGGUACACAAGCAGGUAAGCAGAGUAUGUAGUUAGAGCUAACUAGUCGAAAGUAACUCAUUUGAGUUAAACGUAAG
Messenger RNA from Eremomyces bilateralis CBS 781.70, 2206 nucleotides. Its product is annotated as cytochrome P450, variant. The coding region runs from base 262 to 1806 and encodes 514 amino acids. Lineage: Eukaryota; Fungi; Ascomycota; Dothideomycetes; Eremomycetales; Eremomycetaceae. The transcript is spliced from 6 exons. The record is from RefSeq and is a predicted model, not a curated record. Gene Ontology annotation, molecular function: iron ion binding; monooxygenase activity; heme binding.